Mollisia scopiformis is the source of this 1161-nucleotide messenger RNA. RefSeq lists its product as uncharacterized. Lineage: Eukaryota; Fungi; Ascomycota; Leotiomycetes; Helotiales; Mollisiaceae. The record is from RefSeq and is a predicted model, not a curated record. The transcript is spliced from 3 exons. Bases 1 to 1161 code for a protein of 386 amino acids.
AUGGCAAUGUCACCAAGCAAACAAAGACCCAGAAGAAAUGCUCUCUCCAUCGACGUUUCAGCCACUGUUCCUCUCAACGCGACGGCCUAUAGACCUAGCCCCUCAGUUCCCAAUUUCAUGGUGGAUGGCAUACAAUCACACCCACAAUGGGGAUAUUCGACGGACCAUUCUCCAUACAGUUCUUCACCCAGCUGUCUCGCACCAAGCUGCCGCAAUGAAAUCGGCUGUCUACGACAGCAAAUUGAAAUAUUGUCCGAGAAGUUACGAUGGUCGGAGCUGCGCAACAAUGAACUGAAUCAGAGAUGCACAGAGCUGGACCAGGAAAACGCAGUACUCUACAGCAAAGAGACUGUAUAUCAGCAGGAAGAUAAGGUCACCAAUGGCCCUAUUUUCUUCCAAGCAGAAGUGGUUGAGAAGAAGGAUGGUCGCGAGAUGGAAGAUCACCCCAAUAAAGACGAAGAUGGCGUCAACACGGAGAAUAUAUCAAUCGUCGUAGAGUCUGAACUUGCAGCGCCUGCAACGAAAGAGAAAAUCAUAUCACAAAUCAAGGAUGCCGAUAUCUCAGACAUCAAAGCAAUUGCAGAUGAUAUAUCGAAGACCUGCAAAAGUUGGAAGGAUGAGUACGAGCAACUUUCGAAAACGCACGAGCUCAUUCGGAGCGAAAACCACCAACUUCGCAUUAUAGCUGAGAACUAUUGUGCUAUGCGGGCUAAAUUGUGGGAGGAGGCGAAACUGGGUUACUCUACCGUUGUUACUAGGUGGAAAUUUCACGAAGCUUGUUCUAGGGGCAACUUUGCUGUCGAUGGUGCAUUGUUCGUGACAGGUAUUGCAGGAGAGAAGGAACAGGAGGUCCUCCAGAUUGUUUACGGCGACUACGGCGUUCGACUCACAGGCGGAGACUUUGAGAAUUUGGAGAGGUUGAAGCAGUCUCCCUGGGAGCUGCGACGACUGAACGCUCGUGGAACUAUGGCAAGGUUUAGAACACGGAAUCGGGGUGGAGAUAGGGGAGCUAUCUGGCGGUUUGCGGGAGUUGACACAAGUUACGAUCUAGCGAAGGGUGAAGAGAUCUCAAACUCCAGCGUCGAUAGACACAUCAAAGAAGUCUGCAUGAACAACAUGGUGGUUGAGAUGGAGAACAUUGCGAAGAGUUUGUACUGGUAA